This is a messenger RNA of Ornithorhynchus anatinus (platypus), 2210 nucleotides long. RefSeq names its product EF-hand domain containing 1 (gene EFHC1). Gene Ontology annotation, cellular component: axoneme; mitotic spindle. The record is from RefSeq and is a predicted model, not a curated record. Bases 54 to 1979 code for a protein of 641 amino acids. Gene Ontology annotation, molecular function: calcium ion binding; alpha-tubulin binding. The transcript is spliced from 11 exons. Gene Ontology annotation, biological process: mitotic spindle organization; mitotic cytokinesis; cilium-dependent cell motility. Lineage: Eukaryota; Metazoa; Chordata; Mammalia; Monotremata; Ornithorhynchidae.
CGCCGCGUUGCCUAGGAGACGAGCGAGGACCAGGCCGGAGGAGCGACGCGGCGAUGGCGUCCAAACCGCUGCCCGGGCUGCCCUUUCUGCCCGGCUUCUACUUCAACGACCCCACGAAAACAGCCUUCCACCGCAGCCAGACGCUGGGCUUCAGGAAAGGCUACGCCUUUUCCCGACUUCCAACGGUGGGGAUCGGCCGGGAGCGUCUCCACGUGAACCAGCUGUCCCAAGCUGAGCUGGAUGAGUUGGCCAACAAGAGACCCACGCUAACCUAUGGCCAACCCAAGCCGGCCCCACCUGCCGAUUUCAUCCCGGCCCACGUGGCCUUCGACAAAAAGGUGUUGAAAUUUGAUGCCUACCUCCAAGAGGAUGUCCCCCUGUCAACUGACGAACACUACAGGGUUCGUCAGAUGGGCAUCUACUAUUUCCUAGAGGACGACAGCAUGUCCGUCAUGGAGCCCGCCGUGGAAAACUCUGGGUUUCUUCAGGGCAAAUUCAUCAAACGCCAGCGAGUGCCCAAGAAUGACCGCGGGGACCAUCAUCACUGGAAAGAUCUGAAUCGAGGCAUAAACAUCACGAUUUACGGCAAGACUUUCCGUAUCGUCGACUGUGACCGGUUCACUGAGGUGUUCUUGGAGAGUCAAGGAAUUGAAUUGAACCCACCGGAAAAAAUGGCUUUCGAUCCUUACACGGAGCGCCGGAAGCUGCCGCUCCGAAAGUACAUCACUCCCUCGGAUUUUGACCAAUUCAAACAGUUUCUGGUCUUCGAUAAAAAGGUCCUCCGAUUCUUCUCCGUGUGGGAUGACACGGAGAGCUUGUUUGGCGAGUGCCGGUCCUUCGUUAUUCAUUACUACCUGGCGGACAACACAGUGGAAAUUCGGGAGGUCCAUGAGCGGAAUGAUGGGAGAGAUCCUUUCCCGGUGUUGAUCAAGCGGCAGCGCCUGCCCAAGGUCCUGCUGGACAGCAAAGAGACCUUUCCUCGCUGCGUGCUGGAAAUCUCCGACGCUGAAGUGCAGGAGUGGGUCACUGCCAAAGACUUUGUGGUGGGCCAGCCCAUCACUCUCUUGGGACGCACCUUCUUCAUCUAUGACUGUGAUGAGUUCACCCGGAGUUAUUGCCGUGAACAGUUUGGGAUUACCGAUUUCCAGCCCGUUGAUAUGAGCCCUAAGGAGCCCGCGGUUCUGAAACAGGAAUUACCUCCCUACAAUGGCUACGGGCUCCUUGAAGAUUCUAUUCAGAAUUGUUAUUCCUUGAUCCCAAAACCCCCCCAGAAGGAUGUUAUUAAGAUGUUGGAGAAUGAUCAUAAGGUGCUACGUUAUCUGGUUAAACUGGAAUCUCCAGUCCCCGAAGACAGGACACGCCGGUUCAUUCUCUCGUUCUUCCUAUCCAAUGACACGAUCAGCAUCUACGAGCCGCCAGUGUGCAAUUCCGGCAUAAUUGGAGGCCAAUUCCUUGGCAAGACGAGAGUCCCGAAGCCGGGUUCCUCGGCGGACGACCCCUCCUACUUCGAGCCCGGCGAUCUCUUCAUUGGCGCUGUGGUCGAAAUUUUUGGCCACAGGUUCAUCAUCGUCGAUGCCGACGAGUAUGUGCUGAAUUACCUGGAAAGCAAGGCGAGCCUUUAUCCUCCGGCAACGCUCAAGUCUCUCCGGGACCAUUUCCGCCAACAGGAAGCCGUAGUGCAGGAAGCGGAUAACCGUAUGACUGCAGAUAAUCCAGACGAGAAGGAAAUGGAAGUGCUAAUAGGGCAGAUUCAGGAGCAGCUCAAGCAACAGAACUAUUUGCCUAAAAGCAGGAUGCGAGAGGCAUUCCUUUCCUACGACGAGGAUGGAUCUGGAUACGUGGACAGAGACGUGUUCUUUGCCCUCUGCAAUACGUUAAACGUGCCAAUCAACAACUGCCUUAUUAACCAGCUAAUCAGGCUGUGUUCCCGCGAAGACAAGAUCAGUUACCACAACUUCACCCGAGCGUUCCCCGACUAACCCAGCCCCGGGAGGAAAGAAGACCCCCGCCAACGACCGAGCCUUGUGGAAACUCCCAUUCCGCACACAUCCUCACUUCUGGGAAGACUCCUCAGUGACAUUUCCAUUCGGCUGCACCGCUCGUGACUUCUCCAGACUUAAGCUGACUCGCGGGGCCUCAGUGGGUCAUGUCUUUGGGUAUGGGAAGUCAGCGCUUGGAGGAGCGAUGAAAUAAAUUCCUUCAACCCUCCC